UGGGGGGACUCGUGGAAAUGGAAGCUGCCCACGGCCCCUCAGACGGGCUCCCGUGGAAAGCCCUCCUUGUUGGGCAGGAGGGGGCCGACUCCGGGGAAGAACGCGGUUUAGGGCCUAGGGGGCCACGUGACCCUCCCCCAGGAAUGCGGUGACGUCACGGGGGCGUGGCCGUCCCCCAAAUUAGGGAGGAAGGGGAAAAAAAGCCAGAAAAAGUUUCUUUCCUGGAGUCCCAAACGAGGUGAGCGACCGAAGAAAGGGUCAAGUCCAGAGGCUUCGGGCUCCGUGGGACCCUGAACGCGCUGUCUGGAGACGCCCAUUCUAGGCCAUGUCGGGGCCCACCUGGCUCCCCCCGAAGCAGCCAGAGCCCGCCAGAGCCUCUCUGGGGCGAGCUCUCCCCCGAGGCGCCCUGGGGCCGCCGCCAGCUCACGGAGCAGCACUUCAGCCCCACCCCAGGGUCAAUUUUUGCCCCCUCCCAUCUGAGCAGUGUUACCAGGUCCCUGGGGGGCCCGAGGAUCUGGGGCCAGCCUGGGUGGGUUGCCAUGGAACACCCCAGCGUUCGCAGGGCCCCCCCCCAGACAGGGGGGGCCAGCGCCCAGGAAGUCUGGAUGCUGAGAUAGAUUCUCUGACUAGCAUGCUGGCUGAGCUGGAUGGGGGUCGUGGUCAUGCUCCUCGGAGGCCUGACCGGCAGGCUUACGAGCCCCCUCAGCCCCCUGCCUACCGCCCUGGCUUGGGCUCCCUGAAGUCAAAUGGAGGUGGUGUUCCUCCCCCACUGCUCCCAGUGUCCCCCUAUGGGGGCCCCACUCCAGCCUCCUAUGCUACAGCCAGCACUCCCGCUGGCCCUGCCUUCCCUGUGCAAGUGAAGGUGGCACAACCAGUGAGAGGCUGUGGCCCCCCCAGGCGGGGGGCCUCUCAGGCCUCUGGGCCCCUUCUGGGCCCCCACUUUCCUCUCCCAGGCCGAAGUGAAGUCUGGGGGGCUGGCUAUAGGAGCCACCGAGAGCCAGGGCCCGGGGGUAAAGAGGAGGCUGCUGGGGUCUCCAUCCCUGCAGGAGGAGGAAGAGGAGGCAGGUAUGGGCCCCAGGUCUCCCUGAGCCAGCCUCCCGAGGAGGAGCUCGAGAGGCUGACCAAGAAGCUGGUGCACGACAUGAGCCACCCGCCCAGUGGGGAGUACUUUGGCCGGUGUGGUGGCUGCGGAGAAGAUGUGGUUGGGGAUGGGGCCGGGGUUGUGGCCCUGGACCGCAUCUUUCAUGUUAGCUGCUUUGUGUGUUCUACGUGCCAGGCCCAGCUUCGGGGCCAACAUUUCUAUGCCGUGGAGAGGAGGGCAUAUUGUGAGAGCUGCUAUGUGGCCACCUUGGAGAAGUGCUCCACAUGUUCUCAGCCUAUCCUGGACCGGAUCCUGCGGGCUAUGGGGAAGGCCUAUCACCCUGGCUGCUUCACUUGUGUGGUGUGCCAUCGUGGCCUCGAUGGCAUCCCUUUCACGGUGGAUGCCACCAGCCAGAUCCACUGCAUUGAGGACUUCCACAGGAAGUUCGCUCCACGAUGCUCAGUGUGUGGUGGGGCCAUCAUGCCUGAGCCAGGUCAGGAGGAGACCGUGCGAAUUGUUGCUCUGGAUCGCAGUUUUCACAUCGGCUGUUACAAGUGCGAGGAGUGUGGGCUGCUGCUCUCCUCUGAGGGUGAGUGUCAGGGCUGUUAUCCGCUGGAUGGGCACAUCUUGUGCAAGGCCUGUAGCGCCUGGCGCAUCCAGGAGCUCUCAGCCACCGUCACCACUGACUGCUGAGUCUUCCCAGAAGCAACUGCUGCGUUCUUCCUUCUCAUCGACCACCUUCCCUGACAUCUACCUUUACAACUUUGUCACUAAAUGCUGUUUUCUCUUCCUCUAAUCAUGAAAUAAUAAUCUCCCAAGAGUUUACAAAACA
Rhinolophus ferrumequinum (greater horseshoe bat) is the source of this 1913-nucleotide messenger RNA. It is a transcript of the gene TRIP6, whose product is annotated as thyroid hormone receptor interactor 6. Gene Ontology annotation, biological process: positive regulation of non-canonical NF-kappaB signal transduction. NCBI's taxonomy places the organism in Eukaryota, Metazoa, Chordata, Mammalia, Chiroptera, Rhinolophidae. The transcript has 9 exons. The record is from RefSeq and is a predicted model, not a curated record. The coding region runs from base 326 to 1774 and encodes 482 amino acids.